Messenger RNA from Pseudogymnoascus verrucosus, 609 nucleotides. RefSeq lists its product as uncharacterized. Lineage: Eukaryota; Fungi; Ascomycota; Leotiomycetes; Thelebolales; Thelebolaceae. The transcript is spliced from 4 exons. Bases 1 to 609 code for a protein of 202 amino acids. The record is from RefSeq and is a predicted model, not a curated record.
AUGUUGCUAUAUGCACUUGUUUUAGGAUGUCUCAUCCUUGGCUCAAGUGCCGGAGCAGGUGCCAAUGUAAAGGGAUGUGUAUAUUAUGAUUCAACACCUUUCCAGCCUUUCAAAGUGACAUUCGACGUUCCCACAUCAGUAGUCCACUGCAUGUACGACAAGGGCAGCAAUGCAACUGCCCAAGUAACAGGCUAUGGAGUAACGUGUGCUUCAGUAGGUCAUGUGUCUGGGAAGUCCUCAUCGUCAGGAGGAGACCUAUGUGCAACUGAUGAUAGUCGUUGGGGAAUGAGCUACGUCGCAGGCCCAAAGUCUGGCACAACGUACAGCACCUGGAGUGCACCAAUAUUUGGCAGCGAUCAUAUUGACCUAUACGGUCAGAAAAGCACUACACAUAUAUGUGGAUCUGGAUCCACAUGUUCUGAUUACAGCAUCAAAGUCUCGUCAGGUGGAGAAGAUACUGUAUAUAUUAUCUUUAACCCGUUAGCUAGCCCUAGUAUCUUUGACUACCUAGGGUCUAUCUCUAGUAUCUUUGAUGACCUAGAGUCACCCAAUUCUCAGAUGAUGGAGAUACUUCAAGAAGUAGAGGAGGACCUAAAGCUGGCAGGUUAG